Messenger RNA from Phytophthora sojae, 189 nucleotides. RefSeq lists its product as hypothetical. The annotation marks the transcript as partial. NCBI's taxonomy places the organism in Eukaryota, Oomycota, Peronosporomycetes, Peronosporales, Peronosporaceae. The transcript has a single exon. The record is from RefSeq and is a predicted model, not a curated record.
CCCUGCCCGUCCAUGGUGCGUGAUUACCACCAGUGGAUGGGUGGAGUGGAUAUCCACGAUCAACUCCGACUCCAGCACUAUUCUCUGCAAGGACAGACGUGGUGCAAGAAGUGCUACAAGUCUAUCUUCUUGGGACUGGUAGACGUGGCAAUCGUGAAGGCCUACAUCGUAUUCCGGGAGGCGGUCAAG